Medicago truncatula (barrel medic) is the source of this 2056-nucleotide messenger RNA. RefSeq names its product probable WRKY transcription factor 32. Gene Ontology annotation, molecular function: DNA-binding transcription factor activity; sequence-specific DNA binding. The coding region runs from base 228 to 1781 and encodes 517 amino acids. NCBI's taxonomy places the organism in Eukaryota, Viridiplantae, Streptophyta, Magnoliopsida, Fabales, Fabaceae. The transcript is spliced from 5 exons. Gene Ontology annotation, biological process: regulation of DNA-templated transcription. The record is from RefSeq and is a predicted model, not a curated record.
CAACCUGGUACGAACGAGAAAAGAGAAUCAUAUGAAAAGUUAGGAGAAUGAACGAGAAACACCUGAGUAGUGAGUGAGUGAGUCAAUGUUAGUCAAACACACACACACUCUCACACAUAAACCGUGGAAAUUCAACAAACACUAAACUCGUUUAGCUUUUUGCAUUAAUCGAUUAACAAAAAAAGUUCUCUUUCUCUAGAAGCUUCUCUUUCUGCGUCUAAGUUUCCAUGGCUGAGCAUCGCGUCUCUGAAGCUCUCCCUGUGGGACCCACUCAGCUUCCCCCAGAACAACAAAAAGCUCAAGAGAUAAAGGAACCAGUCGGUGAAUCACCGUUAGCUACCCAGUCGCAGAAAAGCGAAUUACCGAGUUCUGAUGAAAAUUCGAAUUCAGAAACCCUAAUUGCUUUUCCAUCUUCGGUUUUGGAUCAACCGAGUUUCGAUGUGCAAGGAAUCCCUGAUACUCUGAGUUCUGUUGCCAAAUCCGAAAUUAAGGAAACGGUUGGACCUCCUGAAAAUGAAAAGGAAGUUGCUAAAAGUGAAGCUGCCCAGGAACCUUCAGCUCAGGCCGAAUAUCAGAUUCAAGUGACUGUGUCUUUAACUCCACCGUCUGAACUAUCCCCAAAUUCUGUUGCAAAAUCUUUUUCAUCCGUUCCUAGUCCAACCAUACAAAUACAGAAUAUGUCUCCUCCAAACGUUAGUAAUACGCCUGUGGCAGAAGUAAACAAAAAAAAUACUUCUGGUGGUAGAGCCUUGUCUUCUGUUUCUGUUCCAAGGACACCAUCAUCUGAUGGAUUCAACUGGCGGAAAUAUGGGCAGAAGCAAGUUAAGAGUCCUACUACAGGUUCUCGAAGCUAUUACAGGUGUACUCAAUCAAACUGUUGUGCUAAGAAGAUUGAAUGCUGGGAUCAUUCAGGUCAUGUGAUAGAGACUGUUUAUAAAAGUGAGCACAGUCAUGAUCCCCCACGGAAGAUUAGUUCCAUUAGGGAAAGUAAGUUUGCGCCCUCCAACGAACCAACUGCAGAGAACAGUGUUUUAGUGAAGCCUGCCGAUGCUCUGAAAGAUUCUGAUCCAUCCACAUCUUCCAAAGCUCAAGAAGAAACACCUUGCAGCUCUGACAAGAAACUACAAAACUCAUCUGAUAUCAAUGGUAAUGGUAAAAUAGUUUUGAACGAGGAACAUGUUGACGAGCCAGAUCCAAAACGAAGAAAGGAUAAAGGCGACUUGGUUCACUCAGAUUCUCCUGUAAAACCUGAAAAGAAACCCAAGUUUGUUGUACAUGCAGCAGGAGAUGUGGGGAUAUCUGGUGAUGGAUACCGAUGGCGCAAGUAUGGACAGAAAAUGGUGAAGGGUAACCCACAUCCCAGAAACUACUACAGAUGCACUUCUGCUGGAUGUCCUGUUCGAAAGCACGUUGAGACUGCCGUGGACAGCUCAGAUGCUGUCAUCAUAACUUACAAGGGUGUACAUGAUCAUGACACUCCUGUGCCGAAGAAACGACAUGGUCCACCGAGUGCUCCUCUUGUGGCUGCUGCAGCACCUGCCUCCAUGAAUAAUUUGCAGUGCCCACCAAGUGCUCCUCUUGUGGCUGAUGCAGCACCUGCCUCAUUGAAUAAUUUGCAGUUGAGUAAACCAGACUCGCCGCAAAAUCAGAAAAUUUCUACUCAAUGGUCAGUGGACACAGAAGGAGAACUAACUGGGGAAGCCAAGGACCUUGGGGGUGAGAAAGCAAUAGAGUCAGCUCGAACACUUCUGAGCAUAGGUUUUGAAAUCAAGCCUUGCUGAAUUCAUCAUUCAGAAACCAUGCAGUUGUAAUAUAUAAAUUAGAUAGCCGGUCUCUUGUAAUUUCUCACGGCUUCAUGUGUUUAUCCUUUAUUCUUGUUUCCUGGUUUUUUCUCAUGUAGGCUUUAGUGGAACAGUUUGUGUGUAUUUAUUUGCAUGUACAUCCGUUCAGCUUGUCUGAAAAGGUUUGCUAGUAGUGGAACAAAUAUAGAAUUGAUUGGCAUAAUCUAUUUACAUGGUAAUGGGGACAAGUGUAGUAUGACAGUGUUAUCAUUUUA